AUGGCUUCAGGUGGAGCAGAGGAAGACGAUGGAGGCAUUCCAUUGGACAUCGACAACGUGCACAUGCUCCUCCAAGUGGAGCAUGAGCAGAUUCAGAAACGAACAUUCACCAACUGGAUAAACGCUCAACUGGCUAAGCGAUGCCCUCCCUCAUCUGUGUCAGACCUCUUCUCUGACCUCAGAGAUGGAUCACAGCUGCUGGACCUGUUGGAGGUGAUGAGUAGCCAACCCAUGAAAAGACAAAGAGGCCGAGGGGUUUUCCAGCAGAGGGCCAACAUUGAGACAGCACUGAACUUUCUCAAGAGAAAAUCUAUCAAAUUGGUCAAUAUAAACAUCCCGGAUAUCAUAGAUGGGCGACCCUCCAUCAUCCUCGGACUCAUAUGGACCAUCAUCCUCCACUGUCAUAUCGAAGAGUUGGCCAGCACUCUCUCCUACAGUUCGUGUCAUUCCUCCCUCGACUCUCUGGCCAGUCUGGACUUCUGGUCUGGCAGUCCAGUCCCGGCUAGUCCGGCCCCCGCAGGCCGGACGUCGCCUCUCCACACACGCUUUCGACUAUCUGCCAAGAAGGCCCUGCUCAUGUGGGUCAGGGACCAGUGCCUAAAGGUUGGUUGCUCCAUCGGUGUGAAGAACUUCAAGUCGAGCUGGAGAAGUGGGGAGGCCUUCUUGGCCAUCCUGUGUUCCCUCAGACCACAGCUGGCGGAUCUCUCACUGGUCCAGUUGAGAAGCAACCAGGAGAACCUGGAAGAGGUGUUUCACCUCGCUGAGCGGGAGCUCCACAUCCCCCGUCUGCUGGAGCCCCAGGACGUUGACGUUAAAGACCCUGAUGAGAAGUCCAUUAUGACGUAUGUGGCCCAGUUUCUACAAUACUCUAAUGACAUGCCAGCACCCGAUGACCAUCUGCAGCUGUUUCCUCUGGUCCAGCCCUUUCCUCUCUCACCUGUGAACUCGCCCGCUCACUUCCCUCCAGCACUUGCUGUCUCACCAGUACGUCAGGUCUCUUUAAGUGAGCGAGCACUAGAGGUGACUUCCUGGCUGCAGCGAGCCUACCAGGAGCUGUCAGAGGCACGGACGGCUACAGAGCAAUCAAGCUUUGCAGAAAAAUAUCAUGUGUUUCAGAACCUCGGAGGCUCCUUCACGGAGCAAAGGAGACCAGUGAUGACCCUCCUUGCUGCCAUAAGACGCCGCCCCGAGCUGAGCCUCGAGCAAUGUGCUCUCAGGACAGCGUGGGAUCGUCUGCAACAGGAGCUGCAAAGUUGUAAAGUAGACCUUGACUCAAGCCUUCCUCCUCCUCUGGACUCAGUCGUCGUGUGGCUGCAGCGUGCGGAGGCAGCGCUUACAGAAGAGGGAGGAAGAGUGAAAGAUCACGCAGAUGCUGCGAAAGAAGCGAGAGCGCAACAAGACACACACAAGACUUUAAUUAAGGAGAUGAGCCACUUCGUCAAUACCCUUGAUACCUUCCACAACAUGGAUGACUUAGGAAACGUACUCGUGCCCCUUGAAAGGUUUAAUGAGAUAAAAAGACGCUUAACUGAUAUCCGAGUCACCGCCAAGUAUCAAGGGAUCAAGUUGGAAUACCAGGAACACCGUCACACUGUACUGGAUCUCUUGGGCCGCAUCAGUGCUAAACGUUUGACCUGGAAAGCUCCCUACAGAUCUCAGGAGACUGUGCUUCUGCUUCUGCAGGACUGGCAUGAAACGGUGGAGCGCCAUGGCCUGCUUUUAAUUCUGAUGGACGCCCUCCAAAACCUGAAGGAGAAGGCGGAUACUUACACCAGCAAGGCAGCACUAGGUGAAGAUUCCCAGCUUGUUACUCGUCAGGUGAAGGAAGCAGAAAGUGACGCUGAGCUGGCCACGCAGGCCGUGAUGGCUGCGAGAGGGAUGAUGGAGAGAGCGCUGUCUGCUUGGGAAACUUACAACCAGUGCCUGACGUCUCUCCAGACAUGGCUGGCCCAGAAGACACUUUCACACGCCCAGUCUCCUCCUGUGGGGACACAGGACAUGAGUGAGCGGGCGUCAUGUCAGGCCAAGUUAAACGAGGCGGGGAACGUCCUCAUUGAAGUGACAGCAUCUUCAACCAGCCGCGCUCUGGCCGAGCAACUCGGCAAGGUCAACAUGAAGUGGGCUGAAUGCAUGAAGAGGAUGAAGUUUGAAGUAUCAUCGGAGCCCAGUGUUGGUCCCCCGUGUCUUCAGGUGGUGCGUUCACUGACCCAGGAGGCCAGCAGUCUGCUGAGGCAGCCUCUGGAGGUAGCCUCAGUCCCACUGAAGGCUAACAGGCAGAAACUACAGCUACUGAGUAAAAAGAUGGCCGAGAUGGAUCUUUCAUCUCUCCCUCCAUCCCCGUACUUUCAAACAAGCAACACGGAGAACCUCCAGCAAAAUCUCCCACAGAUGCUUGAUGAGGCAGAGAGGACCUGUGGAGAGCUGCAGCGGGCUGCGUCCAGGCUGGAGGGCCGUCUGGCUGAGCUGGACCACUGGAGCACAGAGGCUACGGACUGUUACCAGCACCUAAGGGAGAAAAGGCACAGAGGACGCUCUGCAUUGGAAUCUGCAGCCAAAGUGCUGAUCCCUCGAGGUGUGCAGCUGGAGAACCAGGUUGCAACUGAGGGACAGGAUCUGCAGGACCUUGUGGCACGAGUACAGAAAAGCUCUCCUCUGCAGCACCUCAGCACCUCCGGCACGCAGGACAGGAUCUCAGAGGCCGUCUCCCACUGCCAGGAGAUUCUUGGAAUGUUUAGUUACAUUGGGGUUCUGCAACACGUCAACGCAGCCCAUCAGACACAGAGACAGCCAGAGGCAGGGUUCUUUGUUGUGGCCAAAACCAAAUUUGUAGACCCGAUUGGGAAUGUUAUGUUCACCCAGGACCCAAAUCUGGUUUCACCUGAGACUUCACCUGAGACGCCUCGACAAAUGACGAGAGGUGAAACCGCCAUUGUUAAACCCCGCGUUGAAAUCCAAAUGCUUCCCCGGCCGCCGAGGGAACCGCGGCCUCAUAUUCAGACUCCUCUUGCUCACACUGCAAAAGAAGCUGAACCUGAGCCCGUGGUCCCGCCUCAGUCACUUUCCAAGUGUCACGCUCAAGCUUCAAGCCGGAGUCGACAUGAUCAAGUUCUGCCUGCUUCGAUGCAAACUCCUGUUGCACCAAGGUGUGAAAAAGGUCCAGUUCUGUCUCAACAUGUGACAAGUCCAGUCCCGGAGGAAGAGGGAAGCUCAUCUCCCUCACAAACCCGUACAUGGAAACCUAGAAUAAGAGGGCAGCCAAGUGCUCAAACAUCUCCACAGCGGCCGGUUAUGAUCCACAGUGAAGUUCAUUCAAAAGCCCACUCAAUGGCGAGGAGCAGACUGGAGAAGGCCAGGUUUCGUCUGAAAGGACGCAUCCAGCAAGCCAUCAAGUUAUUCGGUGGCAAAGAGAUUUCAGAGUCACAGGCCAAGAGGAAACAGAUAGCUUUAAAGAUUCUGCAGCCUGCCAUCCUCAAUGAGUUCCUGGGUGCUGUUGAGGGUUUUGGGGCCUUUUGUACAGGGUCCCAACUCCAGGACUUGAUGCUCCUCUCAGCCUCAGUCAGAAAGCAGUGGGAGGAUGUAGGCAGAGAAAUGGCCGCUUUUGUUCCCAUCCUGUGGUCUAAGAUCAGAGAGGGAAAGCAUUCCUCUUCUGUCGAGCAACGUGAAACUAACGCUCUGCACGAAGCCCAUGACCAGAAUGACCGUGACUCUUUGCUACAGCAACAGGCCGUCACGGACGGAGCUGCAUCUGUUGAGGUUGAAUCCCUCCGGGAGCUGUGUGAAACACUAACACCGGGGCAAUCCUCCUGCCUAGCAACAGAUACACUGAAGGAGUCAGAUGAAGAUCAGGAAACACAACCCAGUGACACAGUGCUCCCGUCUGACUGUGGCCGGCAGCUCUGGGGAAACACCCCGCUGGGAGCGACCGGCGUGUCGGCCGACACACAGCAGAGCGACAAUCUCCCACAAAAACAAAGCGCGGCCAGACCCCAACAAGACCUCUCACCUGUGUGUGGUGGUGCUGCGUCAGUGCAGCCUCGUGGUGAUGUCAUCCAUGCCCAAUCCCAGGAUGACCCAACACAACGUCCGGGCUGCGGGUCGGCAGCCCGGACGUUGCUGAAAGCUCGUCUCCUGCAUGUCACAGAGAGCAACCAGCAGACCCGAGCUCACGUACAGCUGGUUGUCAGGGGAAACACUGUGGAGACCAAGCAGGAGGCAGAGUGGACCGUCAUCCCAGUGUCAGCCGCCCUCCCACAGGAAGAGCACUCCUCCAAACAGGAAGUACUGGAAAGGUACAGAAAGGCCUGCUUGCUAUUUCAGUUUCAACUCCAGAAGAACAAGCAACAUUUGGAGGAGUUUCUUUCAGACACCGUCACCAUCUCCACCCUGCAGAACCAAAAGAAGCAACUACAGACUUUAAAACAGGAGACAGAGGCACUAUGGCUCGAGUAUGAGCUACAGUAUACCCAGCAAUCCCAGUUCUCCCAUCUGAUGACCAGGGAAGAUAAGGGAGAUGUGGAAAGAGACUGCGAGCAGCUGACUCAGCAGUGGAGAGGACAACAAAUGUGCCUCCAGAGCAGGAUGACGUCUCUGAAGAUUACUGCUGACCUGAUGGCACUGAUCACAGAACAACUGGACCGGAUCAUCAGAGAGUCUGUGGACAUCUCAUCCUUCACUGUAGCCGAUUCCAGACUGAUAGCAGGUUUAAAGGAGAUGGAUGACAGACUGCGGUCUGAAAUGAGAAAGUUAUCAAAGCGAGGCACUGAAGAGGAAAUCCAGGGGCCUGAAGCCACAACCCCUUCAUCCCCCUGCCAGGCUUUCCACAACAGUGUCCAUCAUCUUGAGCAGCUCAGGCAGCGGUUGGAGAAAGUUCAAUCAGCUGCCCAGGCUCUGGAUCACUUCCUGGCCACAGUGAGGGAAGUCAAGGCUGAGAUCCCAAACCUGCUGGCAAACCAGGACCCCAGCAGACAGCCUAUUGAGGCAGAUUGGGAGCAAGAGUCACACUCUUGGCAGGCAGCAACGCGGCAGAGGGCUCAGAGGUUGCAGACUGCCGCAAAACAAUCCGAGAGUGUUGACAGCACUUUAAAGGCCGUGGGGAUGACUCUGACCAUGGAUGGUGUAACAGUCAUGUGCCAGGAUGUGGUGACAUCAUUGUCACAGCAAGCUGCGAACGUAGAUGAAGAAGUGAUGAGAGCCAAGAAGAGGGAGAGGAAAGACGAGUUAUUUCCAAUGGCAAGGGAGCAAAUCCAGGAGUUGAAUCCUAUGGAGAUACGUCAGACCGACACUGGGGUGGAUCCAACACAUCAGGGGGGAGCACAGGGGCGUGAGUAUCCCACCCCAAGUAGGAUGGAAGAGGAGGUAGCGUUGGUGGCCAAAAGGAGAAGGCUGGAAGGAGAUGAUGCUAUGAAGUCACAAAGGGAGGAAGAGCACAAGGCUCUAACACGGAAGUCUGAAGGGGAUGUCUUCAAAGCUGAAGACCAGAGGAGAAGAGGAAGCAGCAGCCAGGUUAAGAAAGAGGGAGAAGAGAAGGAGAGUUUUGUCCAGAGGAGAGUUGCCUUGUUUGGCACUCUGAAGGAGAUAAGGGAAGCAGCUGAGCAGCUGAGGUUACAGGAGCCCACUCUGCCUGCUAUGCAGCACAGAACACGUGCGUUGGCAGAGCUGGAAAGUCGUCUCGCUGGCCACCUCGCUGAGCUGCAGCACAUACAAGAUGAACCCUCGCAGUCAGGAAUCCCUGAUGGGAGUCCAACCAGAGAGGUGGAGGAAGCCUGGGAGGAGGCGACAAAAGCUGUAACGAAACGGCAGGAGCAGUGUUACGCCCUCACAGAGCUGCUGAAGAGGUUUCAGAGCAUUCGUGGGGAGUUGAGUGGGACACUGCAGAGGGCAGAAAGCAUCAUCAGUGAACAAGCCUCCUACAUGGGGAAAGACAACCUGCAGAGACUGCACACCAAGGUCCUGGAAACAAAAGCAGAGCUGAAUGGUCUCGGGGACCGGAUAGAGGAGGUGCGCAGUGUCUGCAGGCAGCUUCACACUCAUCUGCGUCAGAUCCCAGAAUGCAUCAUCAUCCCAUUUGAGGACGAAGCAGAUGCUCUCAUGGACCGCUGGCUGGACAUAUCAGAACGAACAGAUUCCCACCUAGAAAACCUACACCGUGGCCUGACUCUGUGGGAUGGCAUCAUCCAGCUGGGAGCAGAGGUAGAGAGCUGGACCGCCAAUAAACUAGCAGCAUUUGCACAGUCUCCAUCCUCCCAGACAGAGGAAGACAUCAGGGCCUUGCAGAAUGAGAUAGUGACCCACGAAGAGCACAUGGAGCGUUUCCACCGAAGAGUCGCUGAGGUUUCGGCCCUGCUUCAAAGCAAAGAGCUUCCUCUGGAGCUGCAGGUCGUGGAGACCCAGAUAAGGAAGAAGAUUAAGCAGCUGAAGGAGCUUGUUUCUGAAGCUGAGGACGUUCACAGGCAGAUGGUGGCUGCUAAAGGACAACUUACUGCCAGGAUGGCUAAAUGCUUCAACUCCCUCCAGAAGAUUCAAGACUCCCUUCUCACUCUCAGUGCUUCUGAUAUUGCAGCCGUUCUUGCAAAACUUAAGGAUCUACUUUUUGAGCUCCAGAUGCAGGAUGAGUGGGCAGAGAGUCUGCUGGAGGAUCUGCGUGUUAUGGCCUCCAUAGCGAGUCCAGAGCCUCUCCAGGGUUUGUCUGUGGAUGGGAUUCAGCUUCAAGAUAAAGUCAGAAGCACCCACCGGCUCUUCUCUGAGGUGGAGGAACGGACUGAGAGGAAUAUCCAGGCUCUGGACAGGCUGCAAAGCGAAGCUGAGCACUUGGAACAAUGGUUGCAAGGCGUUGAGGGAAAAGCAACACGGGAGGAUGAUCUUCGUCUCCUGCAAGAGGAAGCACUUCAACAAAGGGUUAGAACAGAGGCCCUGGAUCAGCUGCUGUCGUCCUUACAAAGCAGCACAUUCAAGCAGUCUGCUCUGCUGGAGGAGAGCAGCAAACUGUUGGAACGAUACCACAGCUUUCAAACCAACGUACUGCGCCGCUCCGCCGAGAAGCAGAGCUCCACGAGCAGCGACGUCGAGCUGUUUCACACUAGGUGCGGAGUCGGAGAUCUGAGACAAACUCCUGACUCUCCACUUGGGGAAAACCUCGUCAUCCAGAGUCCCGUAGAGCCGAGGCGUCACUUUGCUCGGGCGGUAGUAAGUGUGACGGCAGAGGGGGAGGCUCGCCUCCAAGAGCUCAGAGUUACUGCAGAUCGUCUGAGCCACAGACUGUGUGAUGGAGAUGGCCUGAAACAGGACAUUCAGGGAAGCAUUCAGGAAACAGAGGAGCCGAGGCGGGACCUUCUCCAGUCCGUCCAGUCUCAUCACAGGGUUCUACAAGCUCAUCCAGACCUCACCUCCUCCGACCUGGACCAAAGACAGCAGGCCAACUGCAGAGUGGAGGAGGAGCUGCAGCAGAGAACUGCUCAGCUCCCUUCUUUAUUCCCCUGGCCCGGCUUGUCCCAGCGCAGACAAACCUGUCGUCUAGCCCGUCAACUGCAGGAUGAGGCCGAAUCCUUGCAAUUAACCCUUACCGGCCUGGCUGAACAGAGGAGGGGAAUGACUGAACGAACCAGCUGGAAAGAUCCGUCCUUGGCUGAGCUGGAGACCUGCUGUCCAUCACUGAUGGAUGAGCUGAAGGGUGUUUGUUCCAGCCUGGAGGAAGGUGUAUGUAAUGAGGAACAUUUUGGCCAGUCACUGCAGGACUGCCGCCAUAAAUUGACUUCCCUGCAGGAAAGGAUGUCAGCCUGGAAAGCCCAGAAAGAGAGCUCAGCUGGACGGGUCACUGAUGCACCAGCUCUGGAGAUUUUGCUACAAGAAGUUACCGACAUAGAAAAAAAGCUUUUACAAAUUGUAACACUCAAGGACUCCAUCACUGCCAGUUCCACAGCCGAGGCCCAGACCAGCCUCUCCCAGCAAGUCGGCAACCUCCAACACCACAAGAGGGCGCUAGACGGUAGCAUCAGAGGAACUCUGGCACUGCUCACAGAAAACAACAGCCAGAGAGUUGGACGAGUGAAGGGAGAGGUCUCCUGGGUACAAACAGCUCUGAAAGACCUGGCUGAAAAUCUGUGCGGGAACUCUGAAGUGUUGCCUGAUAUCAGCCAGCUCAAGCAGCAGUUGUAUACAAUACAGGACUGUGAGACCAGGCUGACCGAGUUGGGUGCAAGAGUGUCCGACCAGCAGAAGACUGGAGAGUCCAGCGGCACACAAGAAAGUCUUCCUGCCGACGUCACUUUGACUGUUGAUGCAGUUGCUAAAGACCUUGACGGCCUCACGUCCAUUUUUCUAAAAAAGAAGCAGGCGUGUGCAGAAAACACAGCUAACAGAGUGAGACAGGUCAUCGACCAGCUGCAGCAAUGGAGACAAACAGUACAAGCUGAACUAUCAUCACCCAGCCAGGCAGCUCUUGACGAGGGGUUGUGGCUUCAACAAGGUCUUCGUGAAGUGCUCGCUGAACGAGAUCUUCUUCUUAACUGUCUGGGAACCCAAUUAACAGAAAAACUGGAGACAAGUGCUUCCGAUGCUCUAAAUGAAAGCACAGCUGUACUCGAAACCUUAUCUAAAUGCCUGGUUUCACAAAUCAAUGCAUAUCAUUGUGAAGUGGAGUUGGACAACGAUUUGCCGGACAGAGUUGUUGAAGAAACUUUUAGAAGUGAAAGUGAUGCACAGUAUUUAACUUCACCUGAUACAACUAUGGCCAUGUGUCCUCCUGCUUCUCCUCCUGCAAUACACAGCCAGGAAAACUCUGAAAGUGAUCAGAAUGACAACAAACUCACAACCAAAGACACUUUGGAAACAACUGAAGAAGGGGUCGCUAAUCAAUUCUCAUACGCAGAAAUGCGAGAUGUUUUCAAAUCACAAAAGUUAACAUCAGCUCCGCCAAAAACAAACCUGAAGACUUAUUUUGUGCCCAAAGAUGAUACAGGCACAUUGAAUACUGCCAGCAAUCCUUUAAGCAGUGGGCUUAGGACACUUUCUGGAAGUAACACUUUAAUGUCAGACUCGCUUCAUUCUCUCAACAAGAGUUUAAUAGCUCGGCAAGAGAACACUGAACCAUUUCAGGAAGACAAUGCCUCAACCCAGGACUCAAAACUGUCACUUAAAGGCACCGACAAUAUCAAAGAAAGCAAUUCAGCUCACUGUGUCACACCUCUGGUUAUAUCCCCAGCAACAAAGCCUGACAGCUUCCGCCUUUCUACCAGUGAAAUUGUGUCUCAACAUCUCGCAGCCCAAUCGGAGACAUUUAAAACAGUUCCUGAUGAUGAGGAAAAGGACAAAUACUCUGAGGACAUCAGUGUGAGGCCAGAUAAAGUGUUGUUGGACAUGGAGACGCCCGAGUUCCAGCUACAGGACAAUGUUGGAGCCAGCAUUCCAGAUGUACUUAGAUGUUCAAAGGCAGCAAAGGGUUGCGAAGCACAGCUCACACGUAUUCCUGAGAAGAAAUCUGCAGUCUUUCCAACAUUAUCGAGUCCUGAAUUUGAUAAAACAGACUUGAAGAUCCAUUAUACGGAGAGCUGUUCAUUAGAUGAGUCUCAAGUGGCGAACUCACUGCCAGGAAACCCUUUGGCAUUAGUACGUACAGAAUUAGAGGAGAAAAAGUCAGCACGUGCCAAAUUAAUGUGCAAAGGAAAGUCAGAAAGCCAUGAAUUAAUGCAUAAUGAGGUGUUGAAUUCCUCCAAAUCGUGUGGCACUGUUGCUGAAUAUCAGCUCACUGGUGCACAUGCAGAAGCAACAACAUUUCCGGAUGUCAAACAAGAGGAGACGUCAGAUUUCUGUCACGCUGAAGAGCAAACAAUGAGCUCAGUCUUGUGCACUGUGGAGGUAGAUGCCUUAACUGCAGCAGAAAUACCUGCCGGUGACAAUAAACAGCUGAAUGUUACCGACGCUGCACAGAGUGCUGGUACAGGAGAGUUGGAGACGGCAGAGGAAGAAAACACGGGAGAGGGAAGUGACCCUGAUGGCCCGGAGUCCAAACCUUCCAAAGUGCCAAAAAGACGAGUCAAAGCUACGCUGUCAUUUGAAAAGAGUCCAUGGGAGGUGCCUGCAUCGCUGGAGGACACAGAGGUGAAUAAGAGACAGCAUCAGACCCAAGAAAGCAUGGAGUCUAAGAGGACGGAGCCGGGGUUGACACCUGAUCUGCCGGCUCGGGAGGCGACAGGUGGAUCCCCGGACAGCAACAAACACAAGUCCACCAUGCAGGAAGUUUUGUCUGAGAUCCAGAGCUUGGUGGAAAGCAGUAACAUAAUACAUCGGACACCGCACAUUGAUUUCAAUUGGUACCUGAAGUCCACUCCUGGUGAGUCACAGAUUCGAUUAGUCCGAACUGUCCAAAGAGUUCUGGCAUGUCGUUAUCAACCAGCACAGCUUGAUGUCACUGCAAUGGCCAAACAACUGCAGGAGGCAGAGGACUACAGGCGAUGUGUGCAGGAGCAAGUGUUGACUAUGAAAAGCACGAGUGGUGCCAGGAUCUGUGAUCCGGAUACCUUGAAAAGAGCUGAAGCACAGUGGAGUGCUGCACUGCUAGAUGCUUCUGCCACAGUGCAGGUCAAAGCAGCACAGCUGAAACAGGUCAAAGAGUAUCACAAACAGAUGAAGAUCACCAGAGCUUUCCUGGAGGUUGUAGCAGCGGAGAAGGACAAGAUGAGCUUAAGUACCUUGAGAAGCAGUGCUCUUCAAGCUGACAAACUCAACGCCCUGCUGCAAACCAUGGUACAGAAAAAAGACAGGAUGGAAAAGCUCCUCCAGUUAAGUAGCCAAUUUUCGGUCCACUUGAGCGACGCUGAGAGUUCAGGUGCUCUUCUUGCCCAGCUGGGAGAUGUCCAGGAGGAAUGGAGGCUUUUAGAAGGAGGCAUCAAAAGAGCUCUGCGACACGCCUCAAGCUCCACCUCUCAAUCCUCUCUUUUAAUAAAAGAGGCCGAACAGCUUAAAGCCAAGCUUGACGCUCUUCGGCAAAUCAACUUUCAAAGCCAUGACAGCAAAAGUGCUUUAGAACUUGUUUGCCUGACCACAGACCUAAAACUGUACACCCAGCUUUAUCUGCACUUACAGUCCCAGACAGAUGCUCUUGUCCAUUUCUCUCUGGGUCAGAAAGAAAAGGAUGAGCUCAAUCGUAGUCUUAAGGAACUUGGGUCCUUGCUAAAUGUCACCAAGAGCAAGUUUGACACCUCCACAUACAGCUGUGGCAGCAUUUCUUCAGCUAAGAUCAACAAGCAAUUACAAGACUUGAUCAUAUGGGCCAAGCAGGCAGAAAUCCACAUCUCUAUAGGCAAAAAGUCAGCCCUAUUCCCAGAGGAGGCUCGUAUUCAGAUUGUUGAGAUGAGAACAUUUCGGACAGAUAUUUGGUUGAGAAGAUCCAAGAUGCAAGUCGAAGCUGAGCAGAUGAAAGCUGGAGUCUCUGAUAUGGAAAAUGAGGAAAGUGACCAAAUAUUAAAGACAAUAGAAGACCUGUAUGAAGCCAUUGCUAACAGCUUGGAUCAGGUUCUUGAUACCAUGAAGAAAGAUCUGCAGGAGAGGGAGAAACUGUUAUGUCAGCUAGCUAGCAUUGAUGCCUGGCUAGCAGAAAUGCAUGCUAAAAGAGACCACUGCGCUCAUGUUGACAAUGUUUCAAAAGCUGAAGUCAGAAAGCUAGAGAGCGAGCUAAAAAGUCACAAAUUAGCCGCAGUCGAGAUAGAGGGUCAACUAAAACGGGCGGAAGCAAUGGCUGACAGUUGCAGGGAAAUAGCUGUAAGGUCCAGUCCAGGAGAGAGCCGCUACCUUGUCAACAGACUGUCAGGCCUUUGGACAGAAUUAGACGGGUUGCUUGCUCACGAGAAAGCAUCUAGCUGGGAAUUGGAAGAGCUGAUUCAUGAGCUAACCACUUCCGAUGAGGAGUUAUCGACCAUCCAGGCUAGCUUAAAGCAAAUUUCCAGUUAUUUGGCACAGCAAAGGUUCCCUUUAACACAGGACGCCCUGUCAACAAUUGCACAGUUGAAGCACAUGCUAAUGGAACAUCAGUGCCAAGUACAAGGGCUGAAGCAGUGCCAGGAGGCAAGGCGAAGCUCCCUGCUGUGCACUAUUGGGGAACUGCAAGACCAGUGCAAAGCACUUAGUAUUAUUGCGGUUGAGCAAGACAAAUAUCUGCACCUGAGGAGACAAAUGGAGGAAUCUAUGGACAUUGCUAAAGAGCAAAUCCAGCGUGCCAAAGAUACAACCGUCAGCGUGGGUGAGAGGGUCAUGCUAUGCCAAUCACUCUUGGUUGAGCUUCCUUUGGUGAAGACACAGUGUCAAGAAGUGACAGACCAGUUGGAGGCCAUAGCUCAGGAGUUGGAACCAUCUGAGCUAAACCCGGAGAAGCAGAGGAUUCACCACGCUGUGGAAACUUUAGUCUCCUGGGAGCAUUCUGUUACAGAUGACACCAAAAACCUAGAGGCCAAGCUUUUACUAGGCCUGCAUUUUUCUUCUGAAUAUCUUGCCUUAAUAGAGCUUUUCCAAAGAACAAGAGUGGAGCUGGAGGGACAGGAACCAGUAAAUCCGGAUGAAAAAGCCAUAGAUAUUGCACUAAUAAGGAAUUGGAUUAUUUUAAGACACUUGGAGUCUGGGAUGCGGGUGUUGGAAGGUCUGGGACGGAAAGAAAAAAUGAGCCUGAAGAACUACAAGAAACUGUACUCUCUCAGAGAUGCAACCAUGCAAGAGUGCCAUUUACGAAUGGAGAGUUUAUGCCAGGCGAGAGAAUCCUUGAAAGAUUACCAGUGGGCUGCUCAGGGAGCAAUAGGCUUCCUACAUAAUGCUGAAGCCACCUUCUUAUCAGCUCCUGGAGGGUUUUUGGACUGUACUGAGGAACAAAGACAGACUCAGCAGGCUCUAGAGGCUCUUGAAGAUGGAUUUCAGGCUCACAUCUCCCACCUUGUGGAUCUGGUGCCCCAACAACCCUCCCUGUCCCACCCAAAGACUGAGCAGCUGCACAUCAGCAUCCUCAGUCAGUUGUUGGUGGGAAGAGCCAUACUGGAGGCCCAAGCCCAGCUCCGGCUGGAGUCCUUGCAGAGAUGUGAAGUAAGACAACAGAGCCACAGGAAGUGCCAUGAAGACAUACGUCAGCAUCUUUCAGGGCUUGAAGCCCAGCUUUCAGAAUGUGCAACAGAGCAAGUGACGUCAAUCGACAAAUGUAUUGCCCAACAAAAAAGAGCUACGCUCCUGAUGGAGGGUCUUCACAUCCUUGCAUGUAAGCUAGAAGAACUGAGAGCUGGAUGUCCAGUGCAGGGCUGUGGGAUUGGGAAGGACGGGGAGCUGGGUGCCCUAUGGAGGCGCUGGGUAUCAAUACGCCGUGGUGUCGGCCUCCUGAUGGCACGCACAGAACAGAGAGGAGAGGAAUGGAAGGACAUCACUACAAGUAUGGAGCAGUGUUGCAGCUUAUUAGCCAGUCUUCAGUCUGAGGUUCCCGACUCCUCCACUGUGAGCUUCACUCAAGAGGAACCGCUGGAGCUUCUGGCUCAGGCGGAGAUGCACCAGGCCUGGCUGGAGCAGGAGCAGCAGGCCUUAGCCUCCCUGGAGCAUCGGCUGGAGCACGCCCUGAGCUUAUCGAGUUCCUGGGAGCCCAUCAGCCCUGGACCUGUUGGCAAAACUCUCGUGAAGAUCCAAGAGAAUGUCCGGAGCUUGAAAGAGAGAAAACUGCUGGUGGUAGCUGCAGCUCAGGCAGAGGUGAAAGAGAGACAGCAGGUCCAAGUGGAGAUAGCAGAGUUGGAGCAACACAUGUUCAUCCUUCAUCCCUCACUGGGAGCCUGUUCAAAUCCAUGCAAACAACAGGAGCUCAGAAAGGAUUUGACCUCCCAGAAAGCCAAACUCAAGUGUAUCAUGGACGGCGUGCAGAGCCGGUAUGCUGAGAUACCGGCUGGUAUCAGCAGACGGUUACAAGAAGUUCAGCUGUCUCUGCAAAUAGAGGAGGAGAAGCUCACGGACAACAGCAACCCAGUUCGGAAGCUUGCUAGUCAAGUGGCAGAGUUGGGUUCUGGCCUGGAAAAAGUGAAAGUCUUACUGGAGCAAAGGAGUCCAACAGUCAAUGAAGCUCAACAAGUGCUCAAGCGCGUGUGGGAUGAGCUGGAUGCGUGGCACAGCAGCUUGAUGCUGCUGGAAAGCGAGGUGCAGGAUCUUGCAGAGGAGCUUCCUGAUCAAGCCCACCUACUGAUGGACCAACUCACCCAACCACUGCAGCUUUACCAAAACGCAGCGCAGAUGACCGAGCAACGCACCGCCUUCCUCAGCAAGAUCCCCGACUGUCUUCAGGAGUUUGAAGACAUUCUGUAUGGCGCCACCUGCUGGUUAGAAGAGGCCCAGUCAUGGAUCAGUGCUCCAUGCUCCUUCCCAACAGCCAGAGGCCUCCAGAAUCAUGCAAACUCCCUGCAGCUGGUCCUGGACGACUCUGAGAGGAUCAGUCAUACCCUGCAGAACUUCAGGCCAGUCCUGGAUGAGAUAUCUGCUGUGUGUGACAUCAGCACCCACAAGGAGAGGGUGAACCAGAAUAACCAACAAGUCCAGAAAAUGCAGCGCAAGAUCCUCGAGCCGCUGCAGCAGCUCCUGCAGGCUGUCGGGGUAGUGGAGGCAAUGGAAGCAGAGCUGAAGACCAUAGAGAAGAACGUCCCCAAGAUCAGAGCGAUUUUAUCCUCCCUGGACAACUCGCACAUAACUCUGAUGGAGCAUCUUCAACACCGACAGGUGAUCCAGGCCAACGUGCAGUCCAUGAGGCGGUCGUUGGAGGAGAUGGAGAGAUGCAGAGGAGAGCUUCACCUCCCACAGGGAGCAAAGGAGAGCCUGCUGGUCUUCUCCAAAACCAGACUGCUCCUGCAGCCGCUCGAGGAGCUGGAACACCUCACCCAUCAACAAGCGGCUCUGCUGGAGAACAAUAUUAGGGAGGAGAAAGAAACAUGCCGGGAUCUUGGCGUCACCGCCGUCUCUGGUGGUCCUGAAGAAGUACACCACCCUGACAGAUCUCUACAAAGAUGCUUCGCCCAGCAGGAGGCGUUUGAAGUGUCUAAUUCAGAGGAAGAGGAGGAUGAUGAAAACAUGAGUUGUCACUCGUCGUCCUCUGACACACUAACAAGCAGUAUUCCAGAGGACCCGGAGGAGACACUCGGCGCCUCAGACGGGGACAUUGCAGAAAUUUGGCUACUUUCAGAAGUUACGGCACUGGAGAGUCUGGCUGGUCUGUCUUCCUCUGAAGUGAAGACUAGCUCUGAAAGUGCAGAAACCACCGGGCUUUUAUCUGAGAACCCGAGGCUUCAUACAACGGAGUCUGAAUCAGAACAUUUUGAAACUGGAUUGCCAGCAAUGGAUCCCAUCGUUGGCGAAGCAUUGAGUCAUGAAACUGUGACAAUUGAGCCACUCGUCGGUGCAGCCGGUCUGGCAGUAGCUGCCAAACUGGACUCGCAUGGAUCACCAAAACAGGAAGCGCUUGGCAUCGACCCUCAUGCAAAGUCCCUUCAGGCUGCAGCUGCAGUGGAAGACACAAGACCGAUUCCUGCAAGACCUAAAACUCCAUGUACUGCCACAAGAGGACCUGAUGGGUUUAUAGAGGAAGCAGACGCACAUCUGUCGUUGUCUACAGCUCCACAUCGAUAUCUGGAUACUCUUAACGUGUUGAAGGAGCGGAGAGAAGUCGGCGCCAGUCAUCGUGACUCUCCUCAAGCCGAGGAGUCGUCUGAGGAGCCGAUCAGCUUGGCUGGACAGGAGGGAGACGACAAGGAGCAGCUAAGGUGGAGUCGACUUCAAACCCAGAUCUCCCAAAAGCUGACCACUUUGAAAGGAAUUAAGGAGGAGCAUCAAGUCAGCCCAGGAGAUGGAGGCACCCACCAAAAGGACCCAGAAAGGGAGCUGACAUCAACCGGGUCGGCUUCUGCUGUUCUGCAGCGGACACAAGAGUCCAUCACCAUGAUGAGACAAACAGUGAGCUCUCCAGGUGUAAAUGAGGGGUUGUAUGAGGCUGCACAGAAGGUCCUCCUCUGUCUGGACGCUUGGACUGACCUCCUGUUAACUCCCGGUGAAGACGACCCCCAGAUGAGGCUGCUCCAGCAGGAGUGUGUCUCCACUGAGCUGGUGACUCUGUGUGAGACGUUGAGAAAAGUGGAGUCAGGGACCGAAGCUGCACUUUGGAGGGAAAACCCAGAAGCUCUUCGCUGUUGGACCGCCCUUCAGGAUUGUUUACAGAUGGUCCAGCUGGUCUCUGCCUCAUCCCACAACCAGCUCGUUGAACAUCUGGGACACACAUACCAACAUCAGCAGCAUGCCUCCAUCCAGCUGUGUAAUGUGGACGAGUUUGAACUGGGACUAAGUGAGCUGUUCCCCAGCAUUAAGGAUGCUCCCAGUUUGGAGGUAACCAGUGCUUUGCAGCAGUGUGUGCUGGGCCGACAUCAAAGGGAGAGUCCAGGGGUGAAAGCCAAGCUCCAGCAAGCUUCCUGGUCCUUACUUCAGGGGAUAGCUCGCCUCUUGGAACUGGGUGAAGAAUGCAUAACAGAAGGGCAGAUGAGCCGUGUUCACAACUGCAGCCAACUUCAAGCCGUUCUCUGCAGACACAAGAAGCUCCUGCGGGUCCUCGGGUCUCAGUUGGCUUUUGUGCAGCAUCUGUUCCAACGUGAGCCAAAAGCACUCGAGUGUCAAGAGGACGAGCGGGUACAGCUGGGAGUCAGAGCCAAAGCUUUGCAGCAACAGGCUCUGGAACAGGAAGUGGCUUCACAAAGGAGGAUCCAGGAGUGGAGCCGCUGGGAGGAUCAUUUUGGUCGACUUGUCGGGCUGUUGGAUGAUUUUGAAGCCUUCAUCAGCAGCGGGGAAUCAGAGGGAGACAACGAGAGGUUAGCGCAGCACCGACAAGCUGCCUGCCAGCAAACACUGGUCCAGCUGGAUGUCAGCAGAGCUGCUUUAGGACUGCUCCUGGAUCAGGGGAAGGUGCUGCACACGGAUCCAGAGUUAGCUGCCAGAGUUGGUGACGCAGGAGGCGCUCUGGAGCUGCGAUGGCUCAGCGCCUACAGACGGACAGAGCAGGAGAGUCGACGCUGCAGAGACAUCCAGGACAGCCAGGACAGAUUCCAGACUGACUUUUCCUCAGUCAGGGAAUGGCUGGUUGGUGCCAACAAACACCAGAAGAGUUGGUCAAACCUGGCCGACACUUCGGAUCUGAACCAGGAGUGCAUUUGCAACACUCUGAUUAAGCUGCUGGACUUCUCCGUGGAGAUUGAAGCCAUGUCAGUCCAGAGGGCGUCUGCAUCCAGGGAAGCCACUAAGCUGCUCCACCUGAGGGAUGCUGAUUGUCCUGGGCUGAGAGCUCGGCUCGCCCAGCUGGAGGGCAGCUGGACCCAGCUGACCUCUGACCUGUCCACAGUACAAGACCGCCUGCAACAGCGGCUGCUGGCGGCGUGGCCACCGGUGAAGCUGCUGCCUGACCUGGAGGACUGGCUGAAGAAGCUUGAGGCUCGGCUGAAACAGGAGAAAGAAACAUUCCUCAAGGUCAAAGAUGCUGCUCAGAUCACUGAACUUCUGCAACGCUACCAGGAGCUAAAGACAGGCAUGGUCAAUGGGCUGCUCCUUCUGGACUUCCUGUGUCAGUCUGGGCCUCAGGCGCGGGGACUGGACCUGCGAGCUCUCCACUCAGAACGUACAAUGUUUGCAGAGGAACUCGGAGCCCUCAGACGACAGUGGCUGCAUCUUCAGGGAGCGCUGGAGAGCCAGACUCGUGAAGCCGAACAGAUGCAUCACACAUGUGCAGACCGAGAGAGGCGUUUACAGCGUCUUCACAGCUGGAUAGAACGGCAGAAAGAGCAGUUGAAUCGAUGGAAACAGCCCGCCGGUCAAACUCUGGCUCGUGAGGCUCUUCUGGAGUUGGAGGCUGUUGUGAGCAGAGUGAAGGAGGUGUCUGCAGCUUUGCAGGAGUUGACAGCCAUAAGAGUGCAUGUUGAAAAGGAAGAGGAUCACCCUUGUGAUGUCUCUUUCUCUGGCCGGACAGAGAGUGUGUGUCAUGCUUGCGAGGAUCUUAGUAAACAGAUGGAAGCUGUGCGUCCAGCUCUUCAACAGACCGUGGAGGAGUGGAGUUGUUUUGAGAGCGAUCUGAGGGAGGUAUCUCUGCUCACCACCAGGGUGCGCUGUGCUCUUCAGCAUCAGCCUCUGUUCUCACUGAAGCAGGCAGAAGGACACGUGGACCUCCUUGAGCAACUCCAGGAGAAGGCCAGAAAAGGAGAACAUAUUUGGGCGUCUGUGGACAAAUCCUAUCAGAGUCUUGUGAAGACUCUUCACCGUGGAACAGCAGAGGCGCUGGAUGAUCACAUGAGUGGGGAGCGAAAACGGUGGAAGGACGCGGUGCAGGAGUUAAAGAGUGAGCACAUGAGGACCGGAGAGACAGUUUCUCUCUGGCAGGAAUACACUCACCUGUCUGAUCGAUGCUCCCUUUACCUGCAAACACUGGGGUGUCAGUGGGAGGAGCUGUCCAGGUCUUCACCUCAGCAGGAAACACAGGCCGUGCUUCACUCAGUGGAGAAGUUGCAGAAUUCUGCAGAGGAUUUGCAAAGCGGUGUGGGAGAUGUGCUUCUGGCUUGCAAGCCUCUCAUUGAACGGCUAGAACCACUGGCCACAACUUUAAUCCAAUCAGAGACCAGGCAACUGUCACGUGAAGUCCUGCUGCUGAACAAGGCGAUGUCAGGAACAAAGAGAAGUCUUCAGGAAGAUUUGGAGCAACAAGAACUAUUUCAUACUGAACUGGAGGCCCUUGAAAAGCAGACACAGAGCACGCAACAUCAACUUUUUAACAGGUUCAAUGACGCAGACUCAAUGAAGCGGGAUCUCUUGGAGCUCAGUGAUCUGUUUCCGUCACUGGUUGACGUCCGGGAGAUGAGUUGUCAUGUGACCCUUAACAGCCAUGAGACGGAGAGAUUGCACAUGCUCAGCAAGCAAUGGGUUGAAAGCAUGACUCGCACAUCUGACAUGAACAGAGAGCUGCAGGCUGAGCGUCAGCGUUCCCAGACCUUCCCGGAGAAGUGUAAGUGCCUGACAUCUAUCCAGAAGACGCUGGAGGAGGAUUCGACGUCUCAAAAGACUCAAAGUUUCUCCGGCCUCCGAGACAUGCUGACUGUCCAUAAGAGGCUUGAGACUGAAAUCCUGAUUGGACAUCAGCUUGUGCAGGGUCUUCUCUGUCAUGCAGUCGAGUCCAUGGAAACCGAGACGGGACAGAAAAGAUCUGAGCUCAUGGCACAAGUGACCCGCGUGAGGAAGAGCUGGUUCAACUCGUUGGCUUUGGCUGGCCAGCGCAGGUACUCGAUGAAAGAACAACUGGGCCAGUGGAGCGUCUUCCGCCGUGGCACGAAAGUUUUGUGGAGGCUGUUGAGGGAAGUUGACCCUUUGCUGCCCCCUGCUGGACCUGCUCUGUGUACUCUGCAUCAGCGACGAAGCUGCGCGGAUGAUUACCAGUGCGUUAAAGACGCAAUGGGUCUGCACUCCGCCGUGUACACCCAGACGCUGGGGGCCGGCAGACAUUUAUGUGAAACCAUGGCUGGGUCGGAGUGUCAGAGCCAACUGCAGUCAGAGCUUCAGGCCAUACAGGAGGCCUGGGAACGAACCACCUCCCUGCUGGAGAGGAGAGGAGCCCUGGUCAGCACAGCUGUUCAGAAGUGGUCUCAGGGUCAGGACGCGGUAACCGGGAUCACGUCUGAACUGGAUGAGCUGAACACUUUGCUGAAACAGCCGCAGGACUCCGUUCAGGAGACAGACCUCCUCCUGCAGCGUGUGACUGGUGGAUUUAGGGAAUUGGCCACCAUGAAGACGGACCUGUCCCAGUACGUGGCGGCCGGGGACUCGGCUCUGCUGGAGCAGCAGCUGGAGCAACUCCAUGGUCAAUGGGAAGAGCUGUGUAUGAAGGUAUCCUUGCGCAGACAAGAAAUUGCAGACCGCCUCAGUGCCUGGACCAUCUUCAAUGACAAGAACAAAGAGUUCUGUGAUUGGCUGACUCAGAUGGAGAACAAGGUGUGUCACAGCGGAGAGCUGAGCAUCGAGGAAAUGGUGGAGAAACUGAAAAAGGACUGCAUGGAGGAAAUCAACCUGUUCAGUGAGAAUAAAAGCCACCUGAAGCAGCUGGGUGAGCAGCUGUUGUCAGCGAGUGACGAGGCCAAGCAGACAAAGGUGCACGGCUCGCUGCAGGAGGUCAACCAGCGGUGGCACAACCUCUUCCACCAGAUCGAAGCCAGGGUGAAAAAGCUGAAGGAGACUCUGGUGGCGGUGCAGCAGCUGGAUAAGAACAUGAGUAAUCUCCGCUCGUGGCUUUCACGCAUCGAGUCCGAACUGUCCAGACCCAUCACCUACAGCGUCUGUCACCACCAGGAGAUCCAGAGGAGGCUGGCCGAGCAGCAGGAGCUGCAGAGGGACAUUGAGCAGCACACGCGCGGCGUUGUGUCCGUGCUCAGUCUGUGCGACGUCUUGCUGCGGGACGAAGAUGCUGCUGGAGGCCCCGAGCCGGAGAGUGACUCCCUGCAGGAAACCAGCCACAGCCUGGACCGGCGUUGGAGGGCCAUAUGUGCCAUGGCUCUAGACAGGAGGCUCAGGAUCGAGGAGACCUGGAGACUCUGGUGCAAGUUCCUCGACGACUACUCGCGGUUUGAGGAUUGGCUCAAGAUGGCCGAGCGCACCGCUGCCAAUCCCAACUCUGCAGACGUCCUCUAUACCGUCGCCAAGGAGGAGCUCAAGAAGUUCGAGGGUUUCCAAAGGCAGGUUCAUGAGCGGCUGACCCAGCUGGAACUAGUCAAUAACCAGUACCGCCGCCUGGCCAGGGAGAACCGCACUGACCGAGCCAGCCAGCUCAAAGCCAUGGUCCACGAAGGCAACCGCCGCUGGGACAACCUGCACCGCAGAGCGACUGCCAUCCUCCGCAGACUCAAGUACUUCACCAGCCAGAGGGAGGAAUUUGAAGGCACCAGGGAAAGCAUGCUGGUGUGGCUGACCGAGCUGGACCUGCAGCUCACCAACGUGGAACACUUUUCAGAGAGCGACGUCCAUCACAAGAUCCAACAGCUCAAUAGUUUCCAGAAGGAGAUCACCCUGAACACAGAGCGCAUUGACGGGCUGAUCGUGUUUGGAGAGGGUCUAAUCCAGAAGAGCUCACUGCAGGAUGCAGCGCUGAUAGAAGAGGAGCUGGAGGAGCUGCACUCCUACUGCCAGGAGGUGUUCAGCAGGCUGGUCCGCUUUCACCAGCGUCUCAGCCAGCCACCGGCGAUCAGAGAAGAACCGGAGCUCUCUGGUACUGCCUUUUCCUUGGCGUCGAGCUUGGAGCUGAUUGGCCGACCUUGGCUUGGGCGGGGCCAAGGAAGCCUCCCGGCGACACCCACCCGCCUGCUGGCCUCCCCACUAGAGCACUCGGGGCGAGAGACACCGGUGAGCGUGGACUCCCUGCCAUUGGAGUGGGACCACACCGGAGACGUGGGAGCGUCUUCGUCCCAUGAGGAUGAUGAGCAGGAGGAAGAACAUGAGGAUGACAGAACUUACUUCAGUGCACUGUCAGAGGUGGAGUUGACUGAGAGCCGGGAGGAAUUUGUCGAAGUCCCAGAGGCCCUACGAGCCUCCUCACUGGUUUCAAGCAGGUCCAUGGCUGGACACGAGUCUCCAAGAUGGCCAUCACAGGGAGACACAGAAACACAGCUGGACCCCGAGGCUCCCCCCACCCUCACCAGCACCCCUAUAAAGCAGGGCUAUUUGCGUCUCAUGUCGGAGUGCAGCGGCAGCAUUGAGGACAUUAAGAGAGUCUCGCUGAUCCUGGAUGACGAGGACCAGCCGGAAGACCUCGGCCUGACAGGACUGACGGCCUCAGACAAACAGUCGGGCGUGAUUGAACGCUGGGAGCUGAUCCAGGCUCAGUCCAGGAGCCCACACGAGGCCCGUCCUCUCACGUCUGUCCUCGACGACAUCACUUCCUGGUUGGAAAAGGUGACCCCGGUGCUAGAGCGCCUCCAGCAGUCUGACCCGGCAGCCAGUAUCGAGGACAUGGAAGCCAGAGCCACAGAACUAAAGGAGAUGCAGAAGACGUUUACUCGCUACAAGUCCAUCAUGCUGUCUGUCAACCUGCGACCUCAGGAAGCAACAGAUCAGCAGGAGAGGCUGGCUGCCGUUAACCAAGUCUGGGGCCAAGCAUGUGCAGGCCUCCAGCAGUGGGACUCCAGUCUGAGGAAAACGCUGAUGCGCUGCCAGGAGUUCCACGAAACCCUCCAUUCCCUGCUGCUGUGGCUGGCCCACGCAGAGAGCAGACGCUACGCAGUGGACCUCAGAGACCCGGCCACACCAGUUCAAGCCCUGCAACAACAUCUCAGCACGCUCACUGAGGUGCAGAAGGAGCUGCAGGGCAGGCAGACUCAGCAGGCCUCCUGCCAGGCUCUGUGGUCUCAGCUGCAGCCCGAGGACGAGGCUGAGGGGACCGGCGAGGCCAAGGAGAAGCUCCACGUGACCAGGAGCAAACUGAAGAUGCUGUGGGGGCAAGUGGACCAGGACCUCAGCACUCUUCAUCAGCGUCUGGAUUGUGAAACGGCAUCAGACGUCCAAGGCCGAAGAGCAUCUGCAGAUCCAAAGACAGGUUCUUCUACUCAAAGAGAGAAGAAAGACUCGGCCCCGCCCCGCUCCUUCUUCUACAGGGUCCUUCGAGCUGCCUUCCCCCUCCACCUCCUGCUGCUGCUCCUCCUGCUCCUCCCCUGUGUGAUUCCCCAGUCAGAGAGCGACCCAGGCUGUACUGGGGCCAACAACUUCGCCCGGUCCUUCUACCCCAUGCUGCGCUACACCAACGGCCCGCCGCCCACCUGAUGGAGAUGUACUAACGGAGGAGAUACAAAGACUGAGAACAAAAUGGAAACCAACAAGCCACUUUGGUGUCACUCUUGACAUCAUUUCUACAUGUUUGUUCAGGUGUUUAAAGCUGAUGAAGUGAUUGUCUUUGUGAACUGUUAACAUUUAUUUUUGUCUAACCUGAGGCUUUAAAAAAAAAAAAAAAUCAUGCUUAAUCUAUUUUUAUGUUAGACUGAACUGAAAAGUUUAUUUUAUACAUCAAAGGCACUUGUGAAAAUUGUAAUGUUAUCUUUAUGAAGCCAACCAUUUAAAAAUACGGCACUUUUAUAUACAUUAUUGUAUAAACAUAUAUUUUUAGAGUCUAUUUGACUUGAGUCGAUUGUGCAUUGUUGAAACACUGAAUAUUUAGCAGGAGAUAGAUAUAAUGCUUAUUUAUAACUUCAAAUGGUUGAUGUAUGCUCCUAAUUUUCAGAUAGUAAACACUUGUAUCGAAUGCCUAGAAUGAUGAACAAAUAAAUAUGUAAAUAUGUACUUUACAGAGGGAUUCAGUAUGUGCUUUUGGAAUCAAUUGCAACCUAAAAGUUUCUCUUUGACAAUCAAUACACCAAAACAAACAUAACUCGCGAACUGGUGAAUAUAUAUAUAUUCUUUGUUAAAACAAAGAAUAUAUAUAUAUAUAUAUUCUUUGUUUUAACUAAAGGUUGUCAUCAUAUUUUCAUUAAAAGUUCACAGUUUAGUAAGUAUGCCAGUAUAGUGUCACAAAAAGUCAUUUCAAUCUCAUAGUAUGG
This is a messenger RNA of Cyclopterus lumpus (lumpfish), 23579 nucleotides long. RefSeq names its product nesprin-1. Gene Ontology annotation, molecular function: protein binding. The record is from RefSeq and is a predicted model, not a curated record. The transcript has 114 exons. The coding region runs from base 1 to 22809 and encodes 7602 amino acids. Gene Ontology annotation, cellular component: membrane. NCBI's taxonomy places the organism in Eukaryota, Metazoa, Chordata, Actinopteri, Perciformes, Cyclopteridae.